Molecule: messenger RNA, 777 nt
Organism: Annulohypoxylon truncatum
Lineage: Eukaryota; Fungi; Ascomycota; Sordariomycetes; Xylariales; Hypoxylaceae
Exons: 2
Coding region: 1-777 (258 amino acids)
Source: RefSeq, a predicted model, not a curated record
AUGCCACAUUCUCACCCACGUAUAGAGUCCGGCCAGGCCACUCCACACGCGCGGCCUGAUUUUAACAUCGACAAUGUCAAAACCCUUAGGUCGAACAUGAUUACACCGCAAAGUCAGCUAUCCCGCACGCCUGCCGAAUCAAGCGGGCGUUCUCCUCCCUUUGCCGAUGACCGGGAACCGCUCCUCGGUCGUGCUGACAUGCGCGAUUCUACUGACUCAUGGGGGACUCGUACGAUCAAAUAUUCUCGAAAAAGGAGCUGUGAUUGUGGUUUGCCAAUUAUCGUCUUCUGCCGUCUUUUCAACACCGUGUUCGCCGCAUGCACAAUAGACAAGGCAAACAAUGACGUCGGCGAUGGGUGGAACCUCCGCAUCUACAAGCUUCUAUUCGACUUCUGCUGGAUCAUCCUGGUCUGGAAUAUCUUCGCUUUCGUAGCGAGCAUCUUUAGUUGCGCGUUCUUCCCAAUUCCCGUGCGCGAAAAGGAGGGAUCUAGAACAGGAAGGGAUUUCAGAGAUAAAAUGCGCAUCCAAUUUGCCUGCAAUGAUGCAGUCCUGGGGGUUAUCACGUUGGUUCUACUGGUUGUCGCGUGCCAUGGCAUCGAUCCAAGCUGGGAGGGGCAGUUCGUGGGGCUUAUGCCGCCGGUUGUGGCGAUGGUGGCUUCGCUCGUAACCGUCGAACUGCUCGUGGCUAUGAUCCAGCCGUUCCGAUAUUCCGAGAGUAGGCUGUUCUCCAUUACUUGGCGGUCCGAGAUCAGCCAAUUUCGCACAGUCACAACUUAG